GCACACAAAAAUCCUUACAAAAAGUGUUGCAAAUUCAGGGACAGGGAAACAUGCCAAGUGUGUGUGUGUGUGUGUGUGUGUGUGAGAGAGAGAUGCAGCGACCUCCUGUGGAUGAAACCGGAACCAUCCAGGCUUCACCCCAUUCUACAAUUUAACAACCGCGUCCUGCGUUGCUAACGACAACGGACUCCAAACAAACGGGGAAAGGAAAAAGCCCACAGCAAAACCCUCUGAGCGGACAGGCCCGUGUGCUCGAGCCAGUCGGAGAGAUUCAAGCCUACGCGAAAGUGACCCGAAGUGUCCGUCGCGUCCCGGGUGACAUGAGCUCCCCUUUGUCGAUGCUGAAGAAAACGAGGCGCACUCCACUGCAGGGCCCUCUGAACGCGCCACGGGGCAGACGAGAAGUGCCUUCCAGGAGGAAUCUGUUUAAAGAAUUUCAGGCAGCAUUGGUCGACGGUGAUGCUGAUGAUGACUCAUCUGAUCCACAUCCUCCCCAGCGCUCCCCCACCCCAGCCAGCGAUGCCUCCACGUCAAAGUCGAAAGCCCCGUUCAAGAAAGGUGCUCCACCGAGCGACUUUGAGCUCAUGUCUGCCAUGAUGCAGCGGGUGACCGGGCUGGAGAAAAAAGUGAGGAGCCAAGCGUGGGAGAUCGGGUGCAAGAAUAAACAGAUCUCCGUUUUGGAGGAGAAGCUGAGGGUUCAGAGAGAACCAGAGGGUGCCCACGAUCUGAGCGGCAGAGGUGAUCUUGAAAGAAGGUGCCAACAGCUGCAGAAUCAAGUGCGUGAAAUGGAGAGCUUUCUAAAUGACUAUGGUUUGAUCUGGGUGGGAGAUGGUGAAACCGGUGACUCAGCUGAGUGUGAGCAGACACACAGCACAGGCGCCUCCGGGGUCAGGGAUUUCCGCAUGAACUUUGACCUGGUGCUGCGGAGGAUCAAGGAGCUGAACAUCCUGGCAGGGGAGGGAGAGUCUUUUGUACAGCUGACAGCCACGGGGGCACAGCUGGCACAAGCAGACCCUAUUCAACUGAGGCUCUACAGCAACGGCAUUGUCAUGUUUGAUGGUCCUUUCCGCUCUUAUCGGGAGCACAGCACCCAGCAGUGCAUGCAAGAUCUGAUGGAGGGGUAUUUUCCGUCCGAGCUUCAGGAAAGAUUUCCAGAUGGUGUUCCUUUUGAGGUUCAUGACAGGCGAGAUGAGGAAUUUGUCUUCAGGCUAAACAAAUUUCCUGGUGAUGGACGGGCUGUUUGUGGGGAGAAAUAUGAGUCAUCAAACGUUGCCAGCGCUCAAAUACCAGGCAAGAAACUGACCACGGAUCAGUUCCUGAACAGGCUGCCCAGGCUGGUGGUUAAAGCCGGUCGAGUGAUUGAUAUCAGGGAAUCACUGAGAACAACCCUGCAGGGUUCAUUUGAUGCCCAAAGCAGCGACCCAUUGAUCCCCAUAGACACAGCAGCAGUGCAGGCGAUGAAAGAGAAGCGGCAGACGUUCAGCUCUGACCGGCCAUCGUCAGCCUAUGAUGUCGUCACGCUCAAGGUGAAGUCCGAGGACGGGAGUCAUACUUACAUCCUAAAAAUGUCCUUCUCAGAAACAAUCGGCCACCUGCGACAGUAUCUGGACAAACACAGAGGCGGUGGUCUCCCUGGUUAUGACAUCAUCAGCGCGUACCCGCAGUGCUGCUACGAUGAAGACGGCAGGACGCUCCAAUCGUGUGGACUCAUGACUAAUGCGACUCUGCUGCUGCGAAAGAGACAACACCCUCAUUCAUUGACUGGAGUCAAUCAAAUAAACCUAUAAAAAGUUAUGUAUGACUUGUAAAAGAACAAAAAAAAAAAGUCUUACAAGAGACAUGUGUAAUGUGUAUCUGCUGAUCUGCUGAUACCAAGUAACUGUGCUCUUUUUUCCAAAAGUAAAAUCUGUAAAUCUCACUGUGAAAGUCAUUGGGAUCAUUUUUAUGUAAAAGGAGGACAGGCAUUGCUGUGCCACUAAAAACGGAGCUGGCUGUCCACUGAAACAUUCAAUUUUAUGACACUGGCAAAAGAAACAGUAUUCCAUGGCGACCGGUCAAGUCAAGGUCGAUACCUGAUCCGCUUAAUAGUACCACGGCCCAUAUGGAUCCAGUGUAUUGAAUCAAUGCAUCCAUAGCUAUAGAAAGCUGGUACUCGUGGUUUUCUGCACAGAGGGGAUGAAAAUACUGCAGUUAAAAAUCAUUGAAAAUGAAAUCCAAUGAAAUUCGAAACAAAUUAAAAACAAAACAAAAUGUUGAAAAUCUUUAUUU
Molecule: messenger RNA, 2268 nt
Organism: Xiphias gladius (swordfish)
Lineage: Eukaryota; Metazoa; Chordata; Actinopteri; Istiophoriformes; Xiphiidae
Gene: ubxn11
Product: UBX domain protein 11
Exons: 14
Coding region: 321-1787 (488 amino acids)
Biological process (GO): proteasome-mediated ubiquitin-dependent protein catabolic process
Molecular function (GO): ubiquitin binding
Source: RefSeq, a predicted model, not a curated record